Messenger RNA from Pseudocercospora fijiensis CIRAD86, 2278 nucleotides. RefSeq lists its product as uncharacterized. Gene Ontology annotation, cellular component: preribosome, large subunit precursor; mitochondrion. The transcript has 3 exons. Gene Ontology annotation, biological process: mitochondrial fission; peroxisome fission. NCBI's taxonomy places the organism in Eukaryota, Fungi, Ascomycota, Dothideomycetes, Mycosphaerellales, Mycosphaerellaceae. Bases 89 to 2170 code for a protein of 693 amino acids. Gene Ontology annotation, molecular function: protein binding. The record is from RefSeq and is a predicted model, not a curated record.
AGCAAUUCGCGCGACCAAAGCCUGCCUUGUGCAACCUUCACUGGACAUAUUGAUUGAUUUCAUGAUGCGGUGAUCAAAGAAUGCUUCAAUGGCCGAGGGUAGGGGAAGGAGCACAUCACCGCGCAAAAGCAAGCGAUCAUCAUUCAUGGCGCAGAGCUCAGAGGACGAUUCGCUGCUGAACACGCGCCAGCUCGAGGCAUUUGGCCGUACAGUCCACGCUACAGCAUCUCAGCUCAUCACCGGCUCCCACUUCUCCACCCACGAUGCCGCCCACAACACUGCUCUGUCUUCGGUGCGCCGAUUCUCCCAGCGACCAGCCAUCCAACGCAGCGUCUUCAGCUUCGCGAGAGCCAAUCCGAGAGAGCUGAUCCGCAGCAACUUCAACACCGCCGAGAUCGAGCAUCGCGCGCUGACAUAUCUGCCCGAUGAACUUUUGCGAAAUGUGCCGCAAAGCAAUUGCCCAUUCUCGUUGCUCGAUGGCUUCAGAGCGAGUCUGCCCGAUGCUGAUGGCACAGACAGCAAGGCCAGGAAGCGGAAACAUGGCAGACAUGGCUCGAAGUCGCAAAAGCUUUUAGAGGGGGUGGAAGAAGAGAUCAAAGGCCCGCCAAAGCUUAAGAAUCUGAAGCGAGAGAAGGAUCGAUUGGAGCACAGGCUAGAGAUGAUGGGGAUACGGAAGACCAUGUGCGCGAGCGAGAUCAAGGAAAUCGACCACAAGAUAUCAAAUCUGAAUACCAUGCGCAAAGUCAUCCUCGACAGACUAGCAGGGUUGGAGGAUGAAGAGCGCGACCUGGAGCAGGAAGUAGCCGAGGUGGCAGACAGGCUAGACAUAAUGCAAGAAGAAGUGGCAGAUGAGGAAGCUUUCGCUGCGAGAACAGACCCAGCGACAAUGGAGAAGGUGCAGGAACACGAUGAAGGUCUCGAAAAAGCGGAAGACAGCCCAGGAUUCAUGUCGGAGAGCAUAUAUGGAAAGCUGCCCAAACAGCGGGAAAGCCCGAGGAAGACCCCACGAAAGAAGGUGUCAAGGAGAAUAUCGAUGCCGAUCUUACACGAAAAUAUGGAGCCUGGAAGCAGAAUACGCGAGAUUCCUGCUCACAACGAUACCAUCACAGCAUUGGACUUUGACGCACCGUUCGGGAUCAUGGUCAGUGCCGCUCUGGACGACACCGUUCGAGUCUGGGACUUGAAUGCUGGACGUUGUAUGGGUAUGCUUGAAGGUCAUUUGAGUAGCGUUCGCUGCCUGCAGGUCGAAGGACACGUCGUAGCCACCGGAUCCAUGGACGCCAGUAUACGACUUUGGGAUUUGUCUCAAGCAGAUUACAACCCACAAGCACCGCCGUCCGAGGAGUCUUCAAAUGCCGGCGAAGACCUCUUCACACCUGCAGGUUCAGACUCUGGAUCUGCGCCUCAGCCUGAGUAUCACGGCAAUGCGAUGCAGGACUGCCACAUCUUCACAUUGCAAGCUCAUGUUGCUGAAGUAACAGCCCUGAACUUCAGAGGCACAACGCUUGUCUCUGGUUCUGCAGACAAAACACUUCGGCAGUGGGACCUCGAGAAAGGCCGAUGCGUGCAGACACUGGACGUUUUGUGGGCAGCCGCACAAGCAGCGACGCUCAAUCCAACCAUAGCUUCUACCCAAAACGGCAUGUCGCAAGAAUCAGGCGGCUGGUGGAGGCCGACCGGUGGGAGACUUCAGAACGCAGAAGCAGAUUUCAUUGGCGCGCUCCAAGUUUUUGAUGCUGCUCUUGCCUGUGGUACUGCAGAUGGCAUGGUUCGGCUGUGGGAUUUAAGGUCUGGCAUGGUCCAUCGAAGUCUUGUGGGCCACACUGGCCCGGUCACCGCGCUGCAAUUUGAUGAUGUAUAUAUGGUGACUGCUUCUCAAGAUAGGAGUGUCAGGAUAUGGGACCUCCGAACAGGAAACAUCCACGACGCAUUUGCUUUCGACAAUGCCAUCACCUCGAUGCAAUUCGAUACACGUAGAAUCGUCGCAGCAGCAGGCGAAGACGUCGUAAAGGUGUACGACAAGACAGAUGGACGGCACUGGGACUGCGGCGCAGGCGUUCUCAAGGACGAGGAGGAGAUCAGGCCUUCCGUCGUUGAGCGUGUACGGAUACGAGACGGCUAUCUCGUUGAAGGUAGACGAGACGGCGUCGUCGGCGUAUGGAGUUGCUAAGACGGUUGCCACGCCUCCAGAGGCUGAGAUUGUAUCGAUAAAGACUAGGGCGGAUGGUGCGCCACAGAUGAUUGUAUAUAAAUCGCAAAGGACUCACAGUCUCAUUGC